Tremella mesenterica DSM 1558 is the source of this 660-nucleotide messenger RNA. RefSeq lists its product as uncharacterized. The transcript has 4 exons. Bases 1 to 660 code for a protein of 219 amino acids. NCBI's taxonomy places the organism in Eukaryota, Fungi, Basidiomycota, Tremellomycetes, Tremellales, Tremellaceae. The record is from RefSeq and is a predicted model, not a curated record.
AUGUCCCUCCCUCCUCUAGCUCCACCUCUUCAAGAAUCAGAAUCAUCAACCGAACUCAACCUCAUGAUAACCUCUCAACCAUAUGAUCCCUUUGAUACGUAUCUACUUCGUUUACGACAUAGAGGGAUUGACCUGGUAGAUCGGUUCAAUAAGAUUUUAAAUACGAACGAUAGGAUGAAAAUGUGUCAAGAUAUCUGGGUCAUGGGUAAUGAUGUUAGAGUCAUGCCUGGUUUCAUCUUUGAAUAUGGAUUCAAUAUCAAUUUUGGAGAAAGUAUUUACGUAGGACCUAGAUGUACUUUUAUCGAUGUAGGUAAAAUCACAAUUGGUUCUCGUACUCAAAUAGGUGCAAACGUACAAUUAUACACACCUACACAUCCACUCUCACCAGAAGAACGUACACCUGAUUAUUAUUUCCCUCAAAACGAUAAAGAAAACAAAGAAUCAUUCCGACCAGAAGGUUCAAAACCUAUUGUCAUAGGACCUGAUUGUUGGAUAGGAGGUGGAGCUAUUAUAUUACCUGGAGUUACUAUAGGUGCUGGUUGUACAGUUGGAGCAGGUGCGGUGGUUACUAAAGAUGUUGAACCUAGAUGUGUUGUUGUAGGUUCACCCGCGAAAGUGAUCAAGAGGAUUAAAGAUGAUGGAAGUGUUAUGAAGAGUUGA